This is a messenger RNA of Rattus norvegicus (Norway rat), 10078 nucleotides long. It is a transcript of the gene Senp6, whose product is annotated as SUMO specific peptidase 6. The record is from RefSeq and is a predicted model, not a curated record. Gene Ontology annotation, cellular component: nucleoplasm; nucleus. Gene Ontology annotation, molecular function: cysteine-type peptidase activity; SUMO-specific endopeptidase activity. NCBI's taxonomy places the organism in Eukaryota, Metazoa, Chordata, Mammalia, Rodentia, Muridae. Gene Ontology annotation, biological process: protein modification by small protein removal; protein desumoylation; proteolysis.
UUCUUUCUUUCCUUUUUUUUUUUUUUUAAGAAAAAAAUGUUUAUUAGCAGACCACCUAAGGGGUUUGAAUUUCUGUUAACUUUUUUUUUUUCAUUUUCUGCAUUCUCCAUAGAUGUUUUUAUUUUUGUUUUGGAGACAGGCUCUUACUUUGUGGACCAGACUUGGCCUCCAACGGAUAGGGAUCCACCUGCCUCUAUCCCCUCAUGGGUUCCACCACGCCGGAAACAAAACAAAGAAAAACAAAACACCCUCAAAUUAUAUCAUUGUCUGAAACUCUGGUGUAGAAUGUGGUGUUUGAAGUAUCAAACAGAUGACAAAGGUUCUCUCUUUCUCUACCCAAAGUGUACUGGCUCAAUCACAUGUAUUGUUUUGAAGACCAAUGUGGACACAAUUUACUUUCCAAAGUGGUUGCAUUACCUGGCUACAAUUUUUUUUCCUCCACAUGGCACGUUUUAAAUUCUGUUUUAGACAAGAACUUGGGGCUUUUCUUUAGAAUUUGUGGUGCCACAGGACCAAAUAGAACACCUCACAGGCAGGCAGGCAGGCUUGCAAGCGCUCACAGGCGGGUCUGCCAUGGGGCCUUCAGAGGAAGGGAUUUUGUUCGUACCCCGCCUAGGCCGGGCGCACAAGGCCACACAAGGCCCGCAGGCCCACAGCCCCCCGGUUAGGUACGGCCGGCGCCGGGGGGCAGCGAAGGGGGACGAGCCCGGACCCGCAGGGAGAGGCUUGGGGCGGCGGCGGGGCGGGCCCGGAGCCCGGUGGGGGAGGAGCGGCGGCGGGGCUGCUGUGGCGACCGACGCGCGGCGGUGGCGGAGACCCACCCCCGUCCACAUGGACAGUCGCCGAGGCCUGGGCUGAUGCUCUGACGCCUGGGCGGGGUGGGCGGGCGGCGGCGGCCACUGCUGGAGCAGCGAGGGGUCGCGGGCGCCUGACGGUCGCGGAGCCCUCGCUCGGCUCGGCGCUGCGGCCAUUUUACGGCCCGGGACGCAGGAGGCGUGUGAGCGUUCGCUUCGUUCUCCGUCCUCCGGGGCCAGCGGCGGAGCGGAGAGGAGCUUCUCCGAGGCCGGCGCGGGCGGUGGAUGGGGAGUCGUGUGCUGAGGGGAGCCGGGCCCGGGAAGCGCCGCCGCCGCCGCUCACGGUCCCCGGUAGGCGCCUGAGGAGAAGAAACCCAGGCCGUGGGCCUCACCGCCUCCCGUCAGCCCGCGACAGGCCCGCUUUUGUGUGGGGGCCCGGCCGGCGGGGAGCGCCCCUCGCGGACGGUCGAGCCCGAGGCCCGCCACCCUGCGGCUGCUACCCUCCCGACGUGCGGCCCCCAUUCCCCGCGAGCACCGCGGCGGUGCCGGCCAUGGAGUAAGAAGGAGGCGGCGUGGGAGGAGGAAGAUGGCGGCGGGCAAGAGCGGUGGCAGCGCUGGGGGUGUUUUCCUGAAAGCUUUGGCUAGAUCAGAAUCUAAGAGGGAUGGAGGCUUUAAAAAUAAUUGGAGCUUUGAUCAUGAAGAAGAAAGUGAAGGAGAUGCAGAUAAAGAUGGGGCAAAUCUACUCAGUGUAGAAGAUGAGGAUUCUGAAACCUCAAAAGGAAAAAAGUUAAAUCGGAGAUCUGAAAUCGUUGCUACUAGUUCUGGUGAUUUCAUCUUGAAGACUUAUGUAAGGCGAAACAAGACUGACGGCUUUAAAACUUUGAAAGGCAACGCAAUUGGACUUAACAUGUUAAGCAACAAUAAGAAACUGAGUGAAAACACACAAGCUACGGCGUUAUGUUCUGGAACUGUAGUUCAUGGUAGACGCUUCCAUCAUGCCCACGUACAGAUGCCAGGCAUCAAAACGGCAGCUCAGAGGAAAGAAUACCCACCUCAUGUCCACAAAGCCGAAAACAACCCUGUAAUGUUAAGUCAUGGCCAAGGCGGAGACCAUGUAAUGAAGAAAACUGAAGAUUCAGAAUCGUAUGUAGAGCCUGAAGUUAAGAGGAAAGUACAGCAGAAACGGCACUGUAGCACUUACCAGCUUUCUCCUCUGUCCCCUGCCUCAAAGAAGUGUCUGACCCAUUUCGAGGUUUCUGAACAGCGUGAAUGUUGCCCAAAAUGCGGAAAAGAAAAAGAAAAUCAAACCAGAUGCCAAAGUUGUGGUAUUGUUUUUCAUAAUGAUUUGCAAAGAAAUUGCCGACAAGCAGUAACGUUGAAUGAAUCUACUGGACCAUUGCUAAGAACAUCAAUUCAUCAGAACUCUGGAGGACAGAAAUCACAAAACACAGGAUUAACAGCUAAGAAGUUUUAUGGGAACAGUGUGGAUAAGAUUCCAAUUGAUAUUUUGCUCACCUGUGAUGGUAGCAGACAUAAUUACAUACAGACAAAUGGGAAAGUCAUUUUACCUGGAGGAAAAAUACCUAAAAUCACAAACCCGAAAGAACGAAAAACAAGCGUGUCAGAUUUAAACGAUCCAAUCAUUUUGUCCAGUGAUGACGAUGACGACGACGACAGGACUAAGAGAAGAGAGAGCACGUCCCCGCAGCCUGCCGACUCAGCAUGCUCCUCUCCAGCACCGUCUACUGGGAAAGUUGAAGCCGCACUGAAUGCAAAUACGUGCAGAGCAGAGCAGGAACCUAGAAGCAGUCCCGCAGAGUCUGAGUUAAAUACCGUUGUCAUACCAAGAAAAGCAAGAAUGAAGGACCAGCUUGGUAAUUCCAUCAGCACACCUCUAAAACGUCGUAAAGUAAACACUCAUGGAGCUUUAAUUCCCGUUACAUCUUUAAGCUGCCAAGACUUUGGCAGUGUCAUUUUAAACUGCCGAAGUAUACGAGUUGGAACACUCUUCCGACUGUUGGUAGAGCCUGUAAUUUUUUCUUUAGAGUUAAUCAAGAUACGUCUAGAUGGACCAGAUUCUGUAGAGAUUAUUUUAAAUACCUCUGAUCUAACUAAAUGUGAAUGGUGUAAUGUCCGCAAAUUACCAGUAGUGUUUCUCCAGGCAAUACCAGCAGUUUAUCAGAAGCUGAGCUUGCAGCUGCAGAUGAGCAAAGAAGAUAAAGUUUGGAAUGAUUGUAAAGGAAUAAACAGGAUAACGAGUUUAGAAGAACAGUACAUUAUUUUAAUUUUUCAAACUGGCCUUGAUCAUCAGGCAGAUGUGGUCUUUGAAAGUAUCAUUACUGACAUUGGUAUAAGAAAUAAUGUUUGCAACUUUUUUGCAAAAAUUCCUUUUGAAGAAGCCAACAGCAGACUUGUUGCCUGUACAAGAAGCUAUGAAGAGAGCAUCAAAGGAAACUGUGUGCAAAAAGAGAACAAAGUGAAAACUGUGUCCUUUGAAUCUAAAAUACAACUUAGAAGCAAACAAGAAUUGCAGUUUUUUGAUGAUGAAGAAGAAGCUGGAGAGAGCCAUACAAUCUUCAUUGGCCCUGUAGAAAAAUUGAUAGUAUAUCCACCACCUCCAGCCAAGGGAGGCAUUUCUGUUACUAAUGAGGACCUGCACUGUCUGAGUGAAGGAGAGUUUUUAAAUGAUGUUAUUAUCGACUUUUAUUUGAAAUACUUGGUGCUUGAAAAACUGAAGAAAGAAGAUGCUGACCGAAUUCAUAUAUUCAGUUCUUUUUUCUAUAAACGCCUUAAUCAGAGAGAGAGGAGAAAUUCUGAGACAACUAAUCUGUCGAUACAACAAAAACGGCAUGGGAGAGUGAAAACAUGGACCCGGCAUGUAGAUAUUUUUGAGAAGGAUUUUAUUUUUGUACCCCUUAAUGAAGCUGCACAUUGGUUUUUGGCUGUUGUUUGUUUCCCUGGUUUGGAAAAACCAAAAUAUGAACCUAAUCCUCAUUACCAUGAAAAUGCAGUCAUGCAAAAACCUUCACGUGCAGAGGACAGUUAUGUUUCUUCUGCCAGUGAGGUGGAUGCUUGUUCACAGAACUCUGCUGCCAAGCCUGUGAUUAAGAAGAUGCUACACAGAAAGCAUUGCUUAGCUGUAACCGAUUCGAGUGCUGCACAGGAAGACAGUGAGCCUUGUUACCGGAGAAACGCAUACAGUGUGAAGUGUAGCAUGAAAAAAAAAAAUCAUGCUGUCCAUGAAAAUGAAGAACCAAGCAACGGAGAGUCUGCAUGCCAGGAAAUUUCUGAUAGAACUGAAAGUGAGCAUGGCCUCCAGGAUGAAUGCUUAAAUUCUGCACAUCAUCCAGAUGCCUUAAGCAAAAUCAGACUAAACUAUGGUGAUCAGUCAGCAGAAGGUGGAAAACUGCUUGAAGAUGAGCUCAUUGACUUCUCAGAGGAUCAGGAUGACCCGGAUGAUAGCAGCGAUGACGGGCUCCUUGCUGAUGAAAACUACAAUUCAGAAAUAGGACAGUGGCAUUUAAAGCCUACUGUCUGCAAACAACCUUGUAUUCUACUUAUGGACUCACUCAGAGGCCCUUCUCGGUCAAAUGUUGUCAAAAUUCUAAGAGAGUAUUUAGAAGUGGAAUGGGAGGUUAAAAAAGGAAGCAAAAGAAGUUUUUCCAAAGAUGUUAUGAAAGGGUCCAACCCAAAGGUUCCACAGCAGAACAACUUCAGUGACUGCGGUGUGUAUGUACUGCAGUAUGUAGAGAGCUUUUUUGAGAAUCCAAUACUAAAUUUUGAGCUCCCUAUGAAUUUGGUGAACUGGUUUCCUCCCCCCAGAAUGAAAACAAAAAGAGAAGAGAUCCGAAACAUAAUUUUGAAGCUGCAGGAAGAGCAGAGUAAAGAGAAGAGGCUGCUGAGGGACACCUCCUCAGCGGAGACAUCCUUAGGGGAAGGGGCGGAGCAGUACGCCAGCAGUGUCUCAGAGUGACAGGAGCUGGGCCUCGAAGGGUCGCCUUCUGAAGGACACAGCAUUCACUUUCGGGUGUCGACAGUAAAGAGCCAGAGAGCUCACUACUCAGAGACUUGGGGUGAUAAAGCCUGUACAGAUGUCAUAAGUGAUUUCCAAAGGAGUGUGUAUUAAGUAAAAGUCUGUAAAUAUGUUAAUGAGGCCAACUUUUCCAACAUUUAUAAUUAUUUUUUUCACUUUUAGGAAGCCUUUGUUAUGUAUUUUCUGUUAAUAGUACUAAAACUGCAACUUCUAAACACAAAUAAAUAAAAUAUUUAUAGGAGGAAAUGAUUAAUUUGAUAUUCUUUAGUGAACUUGCAUAAUUCCUCAGUGUGAUUUUAUUUCAUGGGAAUAGAAGUAUCUAUGAUUUUUUUUUUAACCUUUGUUCUAAAGUAGUAAAAAAUGUGAAAAUAUAAUUGUUAAAGACAUUUUAAACUAAAAGUGCAUCUUUAUAUGCUUGCAUAGCAAGAAAAAUUAAUAUCUUUUCAAUUCAUGCUUCAUCUGUUCUGAGAACCCCCAAAGUAUAGUAACUAUAAUUUUACACAAAUACUUAAACGUCAUUAGGAGCAGUCAAAGACAGCGGGCCUUGACUUCUAGUGAAGCGUCCCUGCCCCAGCACCCCUGCAACUCAGGCGAAAGCCAUCCUGCAGGUGCAGCUCGAGUCUCAGAGCCCAGGAUUACCUUUGCAGUUUAUCUUCCAGUUUGUGCGAUGGGACUAGUUAGGAACAUUUUUAAUCUGUGUGAACAUAGGGUUUCAAGUAGGAAUUUAUUUUCUGUAUCUUUUGCUAUUUUUCAUUAUUUUGUCCUCAUUGUUUUGAUAAAGUACCAGACUUUUUGCUUGGGUUUUUCUGAGUAAAUUAUUUUAAAAUGCAAACAUACUCUGUUUAAUUGCAUAGUGCAGCAGAAACUCUCGUUUUCAGUUUUCUGUUGAAGGAGUUGAGGAAAUGCGGGGUUGGGCCUGCCUGGAGUUCAGUGGUGCAGUGCAGGGUUAACACGCGGGAAGCCCCUUGUUUAAUCCCAUGUAGCAAAUAAAAUAGAAAAAUGUGAAGCUUUGGAUGCUACAUUUGUAAUCCAUGUGGAGUUUUUGUGUAUAUUUCCAGUUAAGUAUAAGACUUAAAAUAUGUAUUUUAGGCCAUUUUUGUUAGUGAUUUUUAAAUGCCCAUACAACAACAACAACAACAGAAAGUUGAGAAUAAAAGGCCACUUUGUCAGCAGAUACUUUAUUUUUAAUGUGGCCAUCUCUGGCCCUGUGAGCCACGAUUUAGACCGUUAAUGGGUUUAGUAAUCGGGGAGGUUCUAAGUGGGUGAGGAUGUUAACAAGCCUGACUGCAGUGACAGCCGAAUUGAGUGUAAGGAGAAGUCACCUUGCUGCGACGUGUUUUCUUUUUCUACCUUGACCCAUCUUAAUUUUCUCACUUCCGAUCACUUCUUUUUAGUAAGACUUUACAACUGCUUAAAUAUGUUUUCUAAUUUAAUUUUAUUUAUAACUGAAAGCGCCAACAUGCUUUUAUUCUCUACUGAAGUUAAGACCAAAAAAGAAAUAGGGAAGAAUUAAAAAAAAAAAAAAACUUAAUAGAAAGUAUAAACAAGGUUGACAAACUUUAUUUUUAAAAUGGAUUUUAGUUUGCCAAAAUUUUAGGAAACUCAAAAAGUUCCUGUAAGGACUAGUACAGGCCAGUUAAUACCUGCAGCUGCCCCGGGGGCUGAGGGACUUGACCACUUGAGCCUGGCAUUUAAAGGUCAGCCCGGAAUACGGUGAGACACUGUCUCAGACAAACCGAAGGAUUUAAAAUGCUCGUGAUGUUUUUGUUUGAUUCUUGGUAGCUAUAUUUUAUGGUGUCAGAUAACUUUUGAUAAGGUAAAAUUAUAAAUUAUUCCCUAGGCUAAUUCUGAUCAACUUUUUUUUAAUUUCUAUAUGAAAAAUUAGGAUUGCUGUGUGUCAACUUUCUAGAGGUCGAACACUGAGCUCCUGGGGUUUUGUAAAGCUUUUUCUUGUGCUGGUUAUGCUAAUGCCCUUCUAACAUGCACAUUGACAUCUUUGGAUCUGCUGGGUUCUACAGCAGGACUGGACAGGACCUUCAGAGAGGUGCAUUUGCUUGAUAGUUGUGUCCUCUGGUUCUUUUAUAAAUAGUUUAAAGUGGAGGGUUCCCUUUAAAAUGUGUGAUUAGUACAAGCUGUGAGACAGCACUUUGCAGUCAGAAGCCUGUCACUUGACACCAGAACUGCCUGAGGCUAUCUGGUGACUCCACUAAUUAGAUAGAGCUGCUGGAUUGGUUUUCUUGUUGGAUAGGAUAACAGUUAAUCAUUUUUAGAAGAGUUUUAGAUUACUUGCCAUAAAAUUUGUAUGUGUCUGAGCUCCUGGUAGUUAGGAGCAAAGGUGCUGUUAAGUGGUCUCUCUUCCCUUUGGCAUUACUGACUUCAGACAGCUGAGAACUUGACUGGGUCAGUCCCACUCAAACCUGGAACAGUUAGCUUUUCUUCAUGCAACUUGUGCUUAAUCGAGUCAAUUAAAUGCAGAAGAUUUUAUUUGAAAGCAUAAAAUGAUUGGCAUUGUGUUUUGUCUCCAAAAUGAAUUCAGUAUUUUUCUUCAAAAAGCCCAUGUGUAGUUCCUGAAGACUGACUGUCAAGAUAAAAGGAAAUAGAACACCCGUUCUCUCAGAAUUGCCCUUAAGACUCAGUUCACUGAGUCUGUUUUGAUCAGGAGUUGGUGGAAUGAUCUGAGGAAAGAAGUAGCCGCCUAAGGAAUGAGGCAGGGUAGCAUUUGUUUAGAGCAAAAAGACCCUGAAACUGCUCUGUGGCGUGAGGAUGGUGAGGGCAAGCUGGAGACCGGCAGUUCACGUCCAGGGUGAGGUGUUCGGAGCAGCGUUAAGUGAGUUAGACAGGUUUCUCCACUGAACUCUUUUAGGCUGCCGCGUGGUGAUUCACAUUCCCAGAUCAACUAGAGUGAACAACUUAAGAUGUUUUGAGAACUAAACUUCAAAAGAAGAUGGUUUUGAAACUGAUCUGAGGGUUUAAAAAACAAUUUUUUCAACAGUUAAUUAGAAUUUUGAAAGUAAUGUGGAUUAGUGAAAUGGGGUUUUAUGAGAAGCUUUUAAAAAACACGAAAAUAACUUGUAAGGAAAAGGUUAUAAAUUAAUUUUUUCACAUUAAUGAGUUUAUUUAGGGAAAAGAGAAUUGAUAACUUUUGUAAGGUCAUCAGAUCCCAAUAAACAUAUGAAAGUAGAAAUUGUAUAAAAAUGGAGUGAAUUAAAUGGCUUUCUGGAGGCUUUUCCCUUUUCUCUGACCUCAUUGCUAGAUUGAGCUUCCACUGACUUCCACUCCAUUUUUUACAUUAGAAAGGUGAGCUUCAUACCUAAAGGCAUGGGUUUGUUUUAUUGUUUUUUGGUCAAAAUCUCUGCAAAUUUUUUUUGUAAGUGAGAAUAGCUUUAUUAACAAUUUGAAUGUGUUAAACUUGCUAAAAGUUCAAACUUAUGAAAAGUUAUCGUAAUUAGCUUUUAUAGGUGACUGUAAAGGAGUUUAAUUAAUUUUAAAAUUCAUUAAGCAUUUUGUGUUUUGAGCAUCUACUAUAUAGUAGAGGACCAAAUAGACACCGUUCCCACUUUACAGUGUGCUGGGAAAUGCAUUAAUCAGCCUCACAAAUGUGCGCCAGCCAAGCAGCGUGUAUAAAGGUGUAAUCUCCAGAUCUCUCUCAGGUUAGAGACCUCCUGAACGGGUGAUACUGAAACACUGCUAGUAGUCUAGGGAGGAAGAGUAAGGCCUGAAGUAGAAAAAAUGAUGCUUUUGCCUAAAAUGAUAAUUGCUUCGUUAAUAAAACAUGUACUAAGUGCUAGAUAUUGUUUAGAGCAUUUGCAAUGAAUGAAUUUACUUCCUUAAUGACUUUAGGAGGUUUGGAUACUGCUAGUACUUAAAUUUUAUGAGACGGAUAGGUCCAAAGAGUUUCUUGAAUUCACUGCAUUUAAGUCACUAGGUUAACCUGUGCUUGGUGAGAUUAGGUGAGUAAGAUUCUGGUGGUUUCCUAGAGAUGCACUGUGGUAGUCUUCAUCUCUGAAGUAGGGUGUAAGGGGUUGCUCUGACCUCUGCUGUUUUUAAACGAUGUGUAAACAGUUUGCAUAGUUUCUUCGAAUGCCUUUUACAGCCGAGUUCAGUGAAGUACACAGAGAGGCUGGAAGCUAGUCAUAAAGGGCAGUCACUACUGUGAAAAGGUACUGAAGCACGUCAGAACAGAGGAGUAACAUGAGCAAAUGUGAAUGCAGAGAAGAUCAUGGAUGGAUAAAAAGGGGACCAGAAGGACUGCAGUCUCAUAAAGUUCCCAGCGUGAGGCAUAGAAUAAUAUGCCUGUGUGGUAGGAAUGCUGGCAAGACACAGUGGUCCCAUUCGAAAUGUUCCUAAAAGGAACAAAACACAAAGGGCUGUUUUUUAUCCCAGUCAGAACUUGUGUUGUUUCUUAACAAGUGAUUCAAAGGAAGUCAAGCAUAUACACUGCUUACAGUAGGAAACAAGCCUAACGUUAGCCAUUACUAACAAAAUAGGCUGUAGAAGCCAAAUCAUCUCUAAACCCUGUGACACUACCAAAGAGAUACAGAGUGUUAAUUUUUUUAAAUGAAGCUUUCUAUUUGUAAAUGUAAACCUCACAAAAGGAAGAUGUAACAUUGGAAUAAAAUACCAGUGUCCUUCCCAGAAAAGACUAGAUGGUUGUAACCGAAGUCAUCCACGCUUGGGCUAGAUGUACAAGACACCCAAACUCGAAGCUACCCCAGCGCUUGCAGAGUUCUGUACUCCCUGUCCCCUUCCGUCAGCUGACUGGGCCCAAGGAAAGAGCAGGCACAGGAAGCAGUGGGGAUUAGUAGAGCAGAUGUAGGGAUUGGGAGUUCAGGUUGAAAUGGCAAAUGACUUGCAUAUUGGGAGAAAGAAAGUGUGAAAAUGGCAGUCUACUAAAUUACCUAUUUCAAGAUGGACUUUCUUACCUUAACCUCUGAAAUAAGACUGUAUUUUAUCAAAUAAAAUUGACUUCGUCUCAAAAUUAAUCGAAAGCAUAAAGAUGAGUUGCCAAGCCUGGUCCCUGGUUACUGACUCUGCACUGUAGUCCUUAACUUUCCUGUCCUAACAGAUUACAGGCAAGAGCACACUUGAGAACCACACAUGGCUUCUUAGCAAUGUUGCAGGCAGCUGUGGAAGCCUUGAUGCACCGGACAUCCAUCCCCACACUGGCUGAAGCACUCUAUGAGCCUGUCUCCUACCUGUGUUUUAUACCUGAACUGAGGCAUGUAAUUAAAGUUGUGAUCUUUUUUUAUUA